Diuraphis noxia (Russian wheat aphid) is the source of this 2742-nucleotide messenger RNA. Its product is annotated as solute carrier family 7 member 14. Gene Ontology annotation, biological process: transmembrane transport; amino acid transport. Gene Ontology annotation, molecular function: amino acid transmembrane transporter activity. Gene Ontology annotation, cellular component: plasma membrane. NCBI's taxonomy places the organism in Eukaryota, Metazoa, Arthropoda, Insecta, Hemiptera, Aphididae. The record is from RefSeq and is a predicted model, not a curated record.
UAGUCGGUAGGGCUCUGUAAGACGAGAUUUUUGUUUUGUUUUUUGUUUUGUUUUCAUUUUGACGGUCACCCAAUAAUAACAUUAAUAUGAUGUUUCUGAUCACGCAGAUCGACGCCUUCGUCCAGUUGCGGUAUAGAUCGUAAUACCCGAGUUCGCCCGAGUGUGCUGGUACAGUGCGUAUAUGUGCGCGUGUUUAGCUGUUUGCUCACCGAAACAUGUUGAGAAUUUGAUUUCGACCAACUCUGUGGUGUGGUUCUAACCCAGUAUAAAUCAAUUGCCGUGGUGUUCGGCGAAUAUCUUUCCGUUAAACAGAGUUUCAGUUAAAGAAUUAUUCACCGUAAGAAGAUCAUCAUGUCUGUGCCUAAAUUGCCAACUGACUUCCGGAGGGAUGGAUUAGCUUUGAUCACACGCAUGGUCAGAACAAAAGAUUUAGAUGACCUUCAGGGUGAAUCAAGCCCAACUGGACGAUUUGAUCCACACCAUCCCACAAAAUUAAAAAAAUGUUUGAAUACCAUUGAUUUGACCUCUUUGGGUGUCGGCUCUUGUCUGGGGACAGGCAUGUAUGUGGUCACUGGACUGGUUGCUAGGAGGUUUGCCGGCCCCGCGGUCAUUCUUUCGUUUAUUAUAGCCGCCAUAGCGUCACUGUUUUCGGGUGCGUGUUACGCUGAAUUCGGAGUCCGAGUACCUAACACAUCCGGUUCCGCGUAUAUGUACAGUUACGUUACCGUCGGCGAAUUUAUAGCGUUUCUGAUUGGCUGGAACAUGGUGCUCGAGUAUCUCAUAGGGACGUCGGCAUGCGCGUGUGCCCUGAGUGCGAGCAUGGACUCRCUCACAAACGGUGCCAUUAGCGCGUCUGUUCAAAAUUACGUAGGGUUCCUCGGAAAACCGGAUAUCCUGGCCGCGGGCAUCACUCUGUUGAUGAUGGUGCUUCUUGCAGCUGGCGUUAAAAAAAGUUUGAUGUUUAACCAUCUGAUGAACGCCAUCAACUUGGCAGCGUGGGUGUUUCUCAUGAGCGCUGGAUURUUUUACGUCAAUCUCGAUAAUUGGACCAAGAACGAUGGGUUUCUGCCGAACGGUUGGGGUGGGGUAUUUAAAGGGGCGGCAACUUGUUUUUACGCUUUUAUUGGAUUUGACAUCAUCGCUACCACCGGCGAAGAAGCUCAUAACCCGAAAAAAUCUAUUCCACUGGCCAUUAUGGCUAGUUUGGUUAUUAUACUUGUAGCUUAUGUUAGCUCUUCGAUUAUUCUCACACUUAUUGUACCAUAUACGAAAAUCGACGAGAACGCCGCUUUGUUAGACAUGUUCGUACAGGUAGGCGCGCCUAGGUGUCAAAUGGUCGUGGCCGCGGGUGCAAUGGCAGGGCUAUUGGUGAGCAUGUUCGGUUCCAUGUUUCCGAUGCCCAGGAUCAUAUAUUCGAUGGCCCAAGACGGUUUGCUAUUCAAGUCACUAAGCCAGAUUUUUCCGUUGACCGGUACGCCGGUAGUGGCCACUGUGCUGUCAGGCGUUGCGUCCGCAAUAGCAGCCCUCGUCAUCAAUUUGGACACGCUGAUCGAAAUGAUGUCCAUCGGCACGUUGUUCGCCUACACUUUAGUGUCGACGUGCGUGCUGAUACUCCGRUACCAACCACAGACAUCCACAGUAAUACAUUUCUUCCCGGAGACGAUGCGAUCGCCCAUGAACGCGCCCAAACAGAUCGUCACCAACGGGCGGGUAAACUUUGUGGUGCAGGACGACCAAAAGUACGCGUACACGAACCAGGGGUACGGUAACCAGACGUCGUUCUACCAGACACAGUUGCCGCUGCCGCAACAAAUCAUACCGUCACAUCAGUCGCAGAGAAUAAUGGUGCGAAAAGUGACGAGAAGUUCACCAGAUUCGGAUGACACGUACUUCGGAGACGACUCCGAGGAGGGGCGUGACGAUCAAUACCUGGUUUCRGACAGGUGUGAGAGCAAAUUCUAUGGUUCCGUUCACGGAGGAUCGACCGCCGGAUCGACGGCCGCGGCAGGAGGGUUUAGUGCGGCCAGCGCCAACAUCACUAGAUCCAUCAAGGCGGCCACGUACCUGUGCCCAGCCAUAUUCCCAUGGGUGGACAUGGGACCGGCCACCGAGGAGAGUGGAAUGGUGGUACUCAAACUGGUCGGCGUGUUUUACGUGCUUAUCAUCGUGUUYGACGUGCUGCUGGUGUUCGUGUCUUCCGAAUCAUCCACUUUUGUCUACAUCCUGUUGUACGCCCUGCUGAUCGCAGUGAUCGUUGUGCUGGGCGCCAUAUCCCGCAAGCCCCAAAACAAGCAAAUACUCGUAUUCAAAACACCCUGGGUUCCAUUCGUACCGUCAUUCUCAAUUGCCGUCAAUUUAUACUUGAUAUUUCAGCUGAGCUCGAUGACUCUACUCCGGAUUAUUGUAUGGGUUUCAAUUGGUCUAUUCGUCUACUUCUAUUACGGGAUAAAGCACAGCACGUUGGAGCCGCGGGUGGAUGAAGAUGAGAGAAUUGAACUGAAAAUGAAAUCGCAGACGAUGACAAAACAGCAAAAUAACCGACCACAAGCACCGGCAUCGGCUCCGGCGAAGUCUUCAGCCAACGCCAACACUAGCUCCAAUGCCAAUACCACUACCCCCAAASCCUCCGCCUCCACUGGAGUAGCCUCGGCCACCACUGCAGCAGUGGUCGAUGAAAAGACAGAACCGAAGAGGCCGACCAACUUGGAACCGCUACCCGCAAAGAACGACAGUAAUUUGUUU